UGCCCUCUGCAGUGUAGUUUUGUCUAGAAAUGACACGCCAGUCCCUGGUCGGGCACGCGCCUCCGCGGACACCCGCAGAAUAUAAAGUGAGCUGCGCGCGCACGGGGCUCAACAGUGAUCCAGUAACGAGCGGCGGUGAGAGCAGCUCCGGAAAGUUGAGAGCGCCUGGUGAGGGCAGGAGAGAAAACACAGCGCGGGGUUAACAUGAGCUGCGGGAACUCUGCGCACCUGGCAGCGCUGGAAGUUUCUUUUCUCCAGGAGCGCAGGAGGUGAUGCGCCCUGCUGGACUCGAGUCGGGUCUGUUACCAGAGAGGAUGGCAGAGUUGGGGAACCAAAGCACCACGUCCUCAUGGAACCGGUCCGCUGGAGGACAGGACCGGUUCAGCAGCCUGGAUGACAUCGACGUGCCGGCGGACGGCUCCCCGGCGCUGCGCAUCGUCAUCUCCAUCGUGUACUCGGUGGUGUGCGCCGCCGGACUGGUCGGGAACCUGCUGGUGUUCUUCCUGAUGAAAGGGCGGCGGGGCAGGAAGAAACGCUCCAGCAUCAACCUGUUCAUCCUCAACUUGGCCGUGACGGACUUCCAGUUCGUGCUGACUCUGCCGUUCUGGGCGGUGGACACGGCUCUGGACUUCAGCUGGCCGUUUGGAAACGCGAUGUGCAAGAUCAUCCUCUCCGUGACGGUGAUGAACAUGUACGCCAGCGUGUUUUUCCUCACUGCCAUGAGCGUCACCCGGUACUGGUCGGUGGCCUCGGCGCUGAAGGACCGGACCCGGAGGCGGGUGUGCCCGGUGCGUUGGGUGAUCGCCGGUCUCUGGGUCUCCGCCACGGUGGCCUCUUUGCCCACCGCUAUUUUCUCCACGGUGAAGAGCGUGGCCGGGGAGAGGCUGUGUCUGCUGGGCUUCCCGGACGGCCAGUCGUGGCUGGCGCUGUACCCUCAGAAGAUCUUGGUAGCCUUCGUUUUCCCCAUGCUGAUUGUCACCGUGUGCUACCUGAUGCUGCUGCGCUUCGUCCGCCUGCGCAGCAUGAACAACAACCAGGUGAAGCGGAGGUCCAGAGUGACCCGCUCGGUGACCAUCGUCGUCCUCUCCUUCUUCAUCUGCUGGAUGCCCAACCACGCCAUCACCUUCUGGGGCGUCCUGGUGAAAUUCAACGUGGUCAACUGGGAUAAGACGUACUACAUGGUGCACACGUACGUCCACCCGGUGACCGUGUGCCUGGCGCACACCAACAGCUGCCUGAACCCGGUGCUGUACUGCCUCAUGCGCCGGGAGUUCAGGAAGAAGAUGAAGGAUCUGUUCUGGAGGAUUUCCUCGCCCACUGGGACGAACACCUGCCCCCUGAGACCGUUCUCUGGGACGGUGAGAGCGGAGCCCGACGACACGCAGGUUGUCAUCCCGCUGAACAACGUGGAGACGGAGAACUGCAGACUGUCUGUUUUAACGGACCAGUUAGACACCGAACCGCUGCAGAGGUAAACCACACUUUAAAGUAAAAAACACAAUAACAGAAAAUCUUUGAAACCAGCUGACAACAUCUGAGUGAUGACUGAUCUUUUAAAACUAUUCACUCAGAGAAACCCUGACUGUCCUCCUGAAUCCUGGCGAAUUGUCUCAGCUUUCCUCACAGCGACAUUGUUCUUUGUACUGUACGUGUUGCUGGAGUUUUGACAGCUUGUCUGUUAUUUUUAACAAAACACUGCACACAAGAUCAUAUUUGGCCUCAGUAUUUCGGAGAACGCCGUGCAAACUGUGCCAAAUCCAUCUCCCAUAUAAAACGAAGGACCGGACAACUAAUCACUGCUAUACCUGGCGUAUGAGAUGUUUCUGACUUUGCAUCAAAUGGAUUUGAUUAGAUUUUAUCGCAAUUUAAAUGUGUGAGACAUAAAAGGACAUGCAUUCACGCGUAAAUUGCGCACCAGGACGCGCGGUGCGUAAAAACCAACCAUCUGCGCUUUGACUGCUCUGAGUCCGACUGGGAUCUCACAUAACAGUUAUGCUGAUGUUGUUUAUUUGAUUUUGAAAAGCUUACUCUUUGUUUUUUCCUCUACUAUAAAUGAAGUGAAGGCUCAGUGUCUCAUCCAGUGCUGCCUCGCCCUCUAAAGUGCUCUCUGUGUAGACUUUAUGUUCCAAGCAGAGGAAUCCGGUCACAGUCCGGUCGCUGUGCUGCAGGGAGGAUCCGGCCCCGAUCAGACAGAGCGCGAGUGCCCUUUUUGUUGAAGUAUAGAAUUGGAAAAAGGAGCAGCUUGCUGAGUUUACACGAAGUACGAACACACAAAUCUGAUCUGAGUUGAAAACGAAGCUCUGUCUGAUCGGCUGCGCAGCAUCACUCUGUGGAGUAUUAUUAGUGUUUGUUGUGGCUGAUUUGUAAAAUGUACAAGCUUGAUUAAGUGAAUGUAAAACAAAUACUUGCCAAUACAACCUUAAAAACAAUGUUUGGAGAAUAAAAUAUUUCCUUUGUGUUGACAUUAAUCCAAGUGUUGGUGCUGUUUAAGGUUUGUGUUUAGAUGUGGAAACGGGGCUGUAGGCUGUGCUGCGUUCAGGGGUUCAGUCUGUGAGGCAGUGGAUCAGAUUUACUGGCAGAAAUGUAGGAAAUGAACUCCAGUGUUUACAUGCCAGCGGCCUCAGGGCUGCUCUGUCUGUGUGUGACUCCCUCUGCUGUGAAGAUAAUCCCAACAGCCUGGGGAUGACUUUUAUUUGAGACGAUGAAGAUAAAUGUUUAUUUUUAAAUGUUUAAGAUUUUUUUUUGUUUGCAUCAGAGCACUUAAAGGAGCAUAUUUUUGUGAAGGUCUUCUGUUCCCUCAAAGAUGUUUACUUUAGACAUUUUAAAGGUUAGAUUUAGUUUGAGCAGUUGAGUAUAAAUUUGUUUUAAUUCUAUAUAACAUCACUUCUUUUCUCAUGCACAUAGUUUACCUCACAGCUGAGCUCCAUUCUGAUUGGCUCGGUCCAAAUUUGUCCUUUCCAACCAGUUAUGAGGGUUUGAAGUGAGAAUCAUCCAAUCUGCAGACAAAAUUAGACGAGCUGCUGCUGUCAACCAAUCAGGGUCCAGAGCUUUAAAUAAUGACGUUAAUGUCAAAAAUUCACUUAAGUUACAAUAUUUGGAAAACAUUAAUAAGUAAACACCAACAAAUGAUUUUAAAAACUUGUUUUUAAAGCCUAUUUAGAGUAAUUUAGAAUAAUAUCAAAAUAUUUGCAGAUUAAUUUUUUAUCCACUCAUCAUUUAAUCGACUAAUCGUUGCAGCUCUAAAAAAAAAAAAAAA
Micropterus salmoides (largemouth bass) is the source of this 3256-nucleotide messenger RNA. RefSeq names its product relaxin family peptide receptor 3.3b (gene rxfp3.3b). Gene Ontology annotation, biological process: immune response; G protein-coupled receptor signaling pathway. Gene Ontology annotation, cellular component: membrane. The record is from RefSeq and is a predicted model, not a curated record. NCBI's taxonomy places the organism in Eukaryota, Metazoa, Chordata, Actinopteri, Centrarchiformes, Centrarchidae. Gene Ontology annotation, molecular function: G protein-coupled receptor activity.